UUCAUAGUUUACCAUCCCAAAUGCCUUUAAAGAGUGAACGCAACGUUUAUUCGUACUCACAUGAAAGUCCUGCCAAAUUAAGCUUAAAAGCUUUAACGAAAACUAAUAACAAAGAGCACCAAAGAAUACAUGUGGCCCAUCGGCUGCAACACAAAGAAGUUAAGACGCAUAGGGAAAUCAACAUACAAAAGCAUUAUAGGGAAAUACAGCAACAACAGCAACAACAACACAAAUUAAAAAAACAUAACAAAAGCUUUAAGGCCUCAUUAGACCACAAGAAUAAAAAGUUACAAAACAAACGAUCUCGCCGAGAGACCGAAGAAACCGAAAGUAUACAAAGCAAUGAGAGUACAAAAGCUUUCGAACAACAAGAGCUCACAACCUCACCCAUACAGCUAACUGAAAGCUCCUCAGUUGCGGUGAAAGAACAACCUCACGGACUUUACUUAAAUGAGUCUUUGGUGAAACACUCUGCGCCAGUGGCUACCAAAACAAAACGUUCCCAUACGAAUGUAAAAGUUCCCGUUGAGGUUCUAAAUAAACCCAAAGAAUCAAUGGUCAUCAUUGAUGAUGGCGAGGAGUUUGAGGGUGCCGCCGAAAGACAAAGAGAAUAUGCCGCAAUGGGUGUUAUAGGAGCCGAUGAUAAGAGUGAUGAUUAUUCGCACGAUGAAGAGCCUCGAGUUUUACCUUUAAGGCCUGUUUUACCCAAUCCUUAUGAGGAUGAGGAGAUGUCUGUGGUGUAUGCGGAACAGCAUUCGGAAAUACGUUUGAUGUGUGAGGUGGAUUUGGAUAUUGCUUCGAGUAUGUGGUAUAAAAAUGGACAGGUCGUACAUGCCAUGGAUCGCACCACCCGAGUAACGGAUUAUCGUUUUAUCAAAGAGGCUAAUGGUGCUUUAACCAUAACCAAUGUCAUGCUGGAGGAUGAUGGUAAAUGGCAAUGUGAAGCGGAGAAUACCAGACAUUAUACAGAAAAUGCCCGACCAGUUAAAUUGGUGGUUUUAGAUCGUCCCAAGCCACCUUAUUUGCUAAUAGAUGGUCGCCGUUUGGAUGCUGGCAAUAUUUUUGUACCCGUCAAGGAAAACUCUGAAUUGAAUUUGGCCUGUAUUAGUGAGGGUGGCAAUCCUAAGCCUACUUUAACCUGGGAGGUUCUACUAAGUCCGGGUGUAGAUCGCCAUGCUCAAAAGGUUUCGGCAGAGGUUUUGGAACUGGAGGAGAUUAAAAAUGAAAAGGAUAAAAAUUCAUAUAAAAUUAAUAGUGGCGCCAAAAGUGAAGCACGUCUGCCAGCUGUAUAUCGGGCACAUCAUAAUGCACGCAUUUUAUGCGUUAUGGAGCAUCCCACAUUAAAAAUACGUCAGAAUGCAUCAUUGCUACUGGAUGUUCAAUAUACUCCUUCAUUUGCCAUAUCACGCACGCCGGGCUUUGGUUAUCCAUUGCGUGAGGGCAUAGAGGUUUCAUUAAAAUGUGAUGUGGAUUCAAAUCCGCCCAGUACACCCAGAUGGCAGAAGGAUGAUGGUGAUCCACCGGUUCCACAAACUGGUGAUGGUUUUCUCAAUUUCACCUCGAUACGGCGUGAACAUUCCGGCUGGUAUAAAUGUACAUCGCGGCAUUUAAAUUUUCAAUAUUCAUCGAUUGGUUACUAUCUAAGUGUAAGAUAUGACUCUGUUGAUGUUACCUCAGAACCCGAUGACCAGGAUAUUUCGGUAGCGGCAGCUGCUUCUCACAAUCCCAAUAAGGGUCAACUCGAAGUACAGUUGGGUGGCGCAGUAACACUACAAUGUCCGCAAGGUUCCUUAGGUUGUUGGUCACAUUUAGAUCCUGUCACCGCUCGUUUGCGUGGCCUGGGUCAUGGCCUGUCUACACCCACCGGUCAAUUUUCCUUAAAAGAUGUGGUCUAUCAAGAUGCUGGCACUUAUAAAUGUAUUGGCCAAUCGCCCAUAAACAAAAAGAAAUUAGAAGUUUUACAAACUGUAGGCGUUACGGUUAAAGGCUUUCCCACAAUUGUGGCACGUAAUUCCACCCCAGUGGCCUAUCCCGGUUCACCCUUACAUUUAUCCGUAGAAUUUUGUGCAAAUCCCCCGGCUCAUGCAGCCAGAUGGCUGCAUGGUGAUCGUGUUUAUACUCCCGGCAAUCAAUACGGCAGUACUGUCUUGGCCUAUGGCGUAACGGAUUUACCCACCCCCUUUUGUAAAGAAGCCCGCCUUACCUAUGUCAGCAUGCAUGAAAGAGUGCCAAGAACAUUUUAUUUCAUAGUCUCCUCACCGGGUGGAGUGGCCGAAACUAUUAUUAAAGUUAAUUUCACCAUGCGUUAUCGCUCCAUAUCGAAUGCCAUCGAUGAGGAGGAAGAGGAACUAAGUGAACCCGAAGAAAUUCACUUUCCGGUAUUUGGCAAAGCUAAUUAUCAGGCAAUAAAUGUUUGGCUUUUAGCCUUAAUAUUAUGGUUUAGUUGUAAAUUUUAG
Molecule: messenger RNA, 2456 nt
Organism: Calliphora vicina (urban bluebottle blowfly)
Lineage: Eukaryota; Metazoa; Arthropoda; Insecta; Diptera; Calliphoridae
Gene: tei
Product: teiresias
Exons: 10
Coding region: 21-2456 (811 amino acids)
Biological process (GO): cell-cell adhesion
Cellular component (GO): plasma membrane; cell-cell junction
Molecular function (GO): cell adhesion molecule binding
Source: RefSeq, a predicted model, not a curated record